This is a messenger RNA of Populus trichocarpa (black cottonwood), 1480 nucleotides long. Its product is annotated as transcription factor MYB102. NCBI's taxonomy places the organism in Eukaryota, Viridiplantae, Streptophyta, Magnoliopsida, Malpighiales, Salicaceae. The record is from RefSeq and is a predicted model, not a curated record. The coding region runs from base 280 to 1305 and encodes 341 amino acids. The transcript is spliced from 3 exons.
ACUUCAUUUUGUUUCCUAACCUUCCCAUGGAGGGCUAUUUAUACACAACUACAAGCCCAUGCGGACCCAGCAUCCAUUUCUUUGCUCCAACUUUCAGAAACUGAAGCAAAAUAUCUACCUCUGGAUUUUCUCUCUAGCAAGCACAGUACCGAAUUGCUAUAGCCAGGAGUACUUGAUAGUGCAACAUGGGGAGGGCACCUUGCUGUGAAAAAAACGGGCUAAAGAAAGGGCCGUGGACACCAGAUGAGGAUCAGAAGCUGAUUGAUUACAUACAAAAACAUGGCUAUGGCAACUGGAGAACACUUCCAAAGAAUGCUGAGGUGUGGAAAGAGUUGUCGUCUUCGUUGGACUAACUAUUUGAGGCCUGAUAUCAAGAGAGGUCGAUUUUCUUUCGAGGAAGAAGAGACAAUAAUUCAGCUACAUGGUAUUUUGGGAAACAAGUGGUCUGCCAUUGCUGCUCGACUGCCUGGAAGAACCGACAACGAAAUCAAGAACUACUGGAACACACACAUCAGGAAAAGGCUUCUGAGAAUGGGAAUUGAUCCAGUGACUCAUAGUCCAAGGCUUGAUCUUUUAGACCUCUCCUCAAUCCUCAACUCGCCUCUUUACGACUCCUCCAGGAUGAACAUGUCAAGAAUUCUUGGGGUUCAACCUCUAGGCGACCCAGAACUCUUAAGGCUAGCCACAUCUCUCUUAUCUUCUCAACGUGACCAAACCCAAGAUUUUGCUUUCCAAAAUGGUCAUCAAGAAAACCAUCUUUCCAGCCCACAAGUCCAACAAAGCCAGCACCAAUCGAUAAUUCAUCAAGCUAACCAGUUUCAAAUCCCAGGUCAAGAAAUGCCUACGUGCACUACAUUGACUACCACCCCUUGUGUUACAUUUUCUAAUGAAGCACAGCAAAUGGACCCCAACGUAGACCAAUACCAAUUAAGCACUAUUACCAGCUUUAGCUCUCCAAAUUCUCAGUUAAGCACACAUGAUCAGUGGCAAAGCAACAGGAUGGGCUCGAAUUUAUCACAAGAUUAUUAUCUGCCUGCAGUAUCAAGUUACAACAGCGCCGACAACUGCCAUGGGACUGAUCUUGUAGACCCUUCUUCUGAGGCCUCAACUUUUAUUUCCAAUAACAGCAACCAAACCUUUGGUUUUGCUUCAGUUUUAUCAACUCCUUCCUCAAGUCCAGCGCCAUUGAACUCCAAUUCAACAUACAUCAAUUGCAGCAGCACUGAAGAUGAGAGGGAUAGCUAUUGCAGCAACAUCUUGAAAUUCGAAAUCCCAGAUAUUUUAGAUGUCAGUAACUUCAUGUAAUGUAUUAGGAAUUAAUGAGGUUGAUCAAACAGUUUCUUCUUUCUCAAUUUUCGAUUUCCCAUCCAAAUUUCUUGGCUUAAUACGAUGUUAAACUUUAUUCAUGUAAUUAACUUAUUAAUUAAUUACAGUAUCAGAAAACAAGCUAGCUUUAUAGCUCAUGUUUUCUUUUAAUUUU